GCGAUAGAGCGGCUUUGGUGGGCACCUGGUGCCCAGCCAGGGUCAACCCACCGCAGUCCUUUUUGGCGCCCAUGAACCCACAACCCUGGGAUUAAGAGUCCUGUGGCGGGCACCCGUAAACCACCUGACUGCGAGGAUCCACCUCCGCCGAGGACCCCAAAUCCCUGACGCAGGGUCACCUGGUCGAUCCUCAAGGUCCGUGCUGGCCCCGUUCCUCCAAAAUCCCUUCGGCCCUAAUACACAACCCCCACCCUCGCCUGCUACAAUUCCUAAAUCCCACGGACGGGCUUCUCCCAGAUCCAGGGAUCCCAAAUCACCUGGGUUUAGGGGUGCCUAAACCCCCUGGGACAGAGCCUCACCCCCAGCCAAAAAACCCAAACAAACCCCAGGGGCCCGAACGAGGGCUCCAUUCAUACUGCAGGCGGGGAGGGGCGGGGCUAGGGAUGUGGCGCGGAGCGGUGGCGCGGGUGUUGCGGAGCGGCGGAACCGGGAAUUCCCGGUUCGUUUCGGGAACGGCGGCGGUGGUUGAGUUCCGCCGACGUUUGGAGAGGGAAUUAGAGGACAUCCGAGGUGCCGGGACUUGGAAAAGCGAGCGGAUUAUCUCUUCCCGUCAAGGCCCUCAUCUCCGUUUGGAGGGCGGUGGAACCGGGAUCCUCAAUUUUUGCGCCAAUAACUACCUGGGUCUCUCCAGCCACCCCGAGGUGAUCCGUGCUGCCGUGGAGGCCCUCGAGAAAUUCGGUGCUGGGCUCAGCUCCGUCCGGUUCAUCUGCGGUACCCAGAGCAUACACAAGGACCUGGAGGAGAAGAUCGCACGUUUCCAUCAGCGGGAAGAUGCCAUUCUUUACGCCAGCUGCUUUGAUGCCAACGCUGGUAUCUUUGAGGCCCUGCUGACCCCGGAGGAUGCGGUGCUGUCGGAUGAGCUGAACCACGCCUCCAUCAUCGAUGGGAUCCGCCUGUGCAAGGCUAACAAGUACCGCUACAAACACAUGGACAUGCAGGACCUGGAGGCCAAGCUGCAGGACGCGCAGAAACAUCGUCUGCGGCUGGUGGCCACCGACGGUGCCUUCUCCAUGGAUGGUGACAUCGCACCCCUGAGGGAGAUCUGCCAGCUGGCCCAGAAGUACGAUGCCCUGGUCUUCAUUGACGAAUGCCAUGCCACAGGCUUCCUGGGACCCAGUGGCCGGGGUACCGAUGAGCUCCUAGGAGUGAUGGACAAAGUCACCAUCAUCAACUCCACCCUGGGAAAAGCUCUUGGAGGAGCUGCAGGUGGGUACACAACUGGCCCCAAACCCCUCAUCGAUUUGCUCCGCCAGCGCUCCCGCCCGUACCUCUUCUCCAACAGCCUGCCUCCCGCCGUGGUGGGCUGCGCGUCCAAGGCCCUCGACCUCCUCAUGGAGAGCAAUGCCAUUGCACAGUCCAUGGCUGCCAAGACCCAGCGGUUCAGAAGCAAGAUGACAGCAGCCGGCUUCACCAUCUCAGGGAAAGACCACCCCAUCUGUCCCGUCAUGCUUGGGGACGCUCGGCUGGCUGCAGUGAUGGCUGAGGACAUGCUGAACAGAGGCAUUUAUGUCAUUGGCUUCAGCUACCCCGUGGUCCCCAAGGGAAAGGCUCGGAUCCGGGUCCAGAUCUCGGCCGUUCACAGCGACGAGGACAUCGACCGCUGCGUGGAAGCCUUCACCGAGGUGGGACGGAAACACGGAGCACUGCCUUGAGGGGCCAGCGAACUCCUCCUCCGGCACCAUCCCUGCCCAUGCCUGUGCCUGGGGGAAACAGCUUUAGCAGCACGCUGCUGGAAGCAGGACCGGUCCUCAAGGCAUCGCAGCCUGCGGGAAGCUGUGGCCGUUCCAGCACACUGGCAGCAGUGCUGGCAACCAGCUCUUGUGUCAUUAAAGGUGUCCUGCAGUGCA
Haliaeetus leucocephalus (bald eagle) is the source of this 1907-nucleotide messenger RNA. It is a transcript of the gene GCAT, whose product is annotated as glycine C-acetyltransferase. The record is from RefSeq and is a predicted model, not a curated record. The transcript is spliced from 9 exons. Bases 444 to 1712 code for a protein of 422 amino acids. Lineage: Eukaryota; Metazoa; Chordata; Aves; Accipitriformes; Accipitridae. Gene Ontology annotation, biological process: L-threonine catabolic process; biosynthetic process. Gene Ontology annotation, molecular function: glycine C-acetyltransferase activity; pyridoxal phosphate binding.